AUGACGAGGUUCUAUCCAGAAGAUAAUUGUGACUCGUUUAAAGGGCCUCCUCCAUUAUGUAUUCAUUGGGUUUCAUCAAGUCCACCGCUUACAAUUAACAUUACAAACAUUUCGAAAGAGCUUAAAUCAUUGACAAUUCACAAAGAGACUAAUAUUAAUACUGAUAAACCAAUUGAAGAGAAUCCAUUCAAUAUUAUUGAUAAUAACAUUACUACUAAUCAAAUAACUUUACAAGAAAGUGAAAAUAUACAACCUAUCCGAAAACCAAAUUUGUUUGCUGAAGAAAUUACAGAACUUGAACAAGAUAUCAUCGAAAAACGUGUAGCAUUGCAACAACAACAGUUUGCAGAAUUUGAAAAACGUGAAUUUCACCGUAAAGCAAAAUUUAUCCACUUCAAACUUUGGUUUGUUACAGAUGAAGAAAUUAAAGAAGCGUUAAAGGAUUGUAAAGGUGAUGAGGCUUUAGCACUUAAUAAAAUGUACAAUAAUGAAUAUUUCAAAGAGCUUCGUAAAAGAAUUGCUCAUAAACAUAAUAAAGAUGCUAUUGACCAUGACCAUAGAGGUUUUCGUGAAUUAUUGAAACUACAGGGUUCUCAAAAAUCAUCAAUAACAGAAUUACAAGCUGGUUCUCAAAAAUCAAUUCAAAAGGAUGAUGAUGAUGACAAAGAAACAACCCCAAAAAGGCCUCAAAGAACGGCCUCAAAAAGAACUAGAAAUUCUAAUAGCAAUUUUAAUAAUAACAGAAUGAAAGGUCGUCUUGCAUUGGAUGAUGCGUUAAAGCAAAUAGAAGAUUAUGAUGUGAAUCGUGAUAAGGCGUUUGAAGGAUGGUCAUUGGCUCGUAAAAAAGCAUAUCUUGCUAUUAAAACAAAUCCAAACACAUAUUAUUAUCGAUUCAAUGCACCUGGUGAAGAACAGAGGCUAGGAGCAUGGACUGAGGAAGAGGAGCAAAAGUUUUUUAACAGAUUGGAAGAAGUUGGUUCUGAAGGUCAAUGGGGAAUAUUUUCAAUGAAAAUCCCUGGUCGUGUUGGUUAUCAAUGUUCAAAUUUUUAUCGAUUGUUAAUAGAAACUGGACGAAUCAAAGAUCCAAAUUAUGUAAUUGAUAACAAUGGUAAGGCACAUUAUUUGUUUAGUACUAUGAAUAAACAAACAGGUGAGACGCAAAAAACAAUCAGAACUCACUCCAAACAUGGAAGUGGCGGUAAUGAAUGUAAAACUGUUAGAGGAGGUCAUUCUGGUGCUCUGGAUAGCCCAAACAGUAAACAUGAAAAAACAUUUGCUACAUUCAGACCCAGAUCAUCACAUAGAAAACGUAGCAGAAAAAAUACAUUUAACAGCGAUGAAGAGGAGGAGGAAGAUUACGAUAACGAUGAUUCUGGUAGUUAUGUUUUGAAGUCAUGGAAUAGUAAAAAAAGAGCAAGAUCAUAUCAGGAAAGUGUAAGAAUUGAUUUUGAAGUUGUCGAACAAGAUGAUGAAAACCCAUUGCCGGGUUUUAUUGAUCCUAUUACAUUAGAAGAAGUUAAUCGUCCAGCAAUUUCUCCUUAUGGACAUGUGAUGGGUUAUGACAAUUGGGUAAAAUGUCUCUCUACAAGUCCAAAUAAAAACAUUUGUCCUUUGACAAAAAAACCUUUAAAAAGACGUGAACUUGUUAUAUUGACCAAUGAUAACAUUAAUCAAUACAGGUUGGUAUCCAACUAUCUGUAG
Molecule: messenger RNA, 1701 nt
Organism: Entrophospora sp. SA101
Lineage: Eukaryota; Fungi; Glomeromycota; Glomeromycetes; Entrophosporales; Entrophosporaceae
Source: the annotation of a GenBank genome assembly